This is a messenger RNA of Osmia lignaria (orchard mason bee), 4060 nucleotides long. RefSeq names its product Sphingosine kinase 2 (gene Sk2). The record is from RefSeq and is a predicted model, not a curated record. Gene Ontology annotation, cellular component: cytoplasm; membrane; intracellular membrane-bounded organelle. Gene Ontology annotation, biological process: phosphorylation; sphingosine biosynthetic process. NCBI's taxonomy places the organism in Eukaryota, Metazoa, Arthropoda, Insecta, Hymenoptera, Megachilidae.
ACAGUAUAUACCGUGACUUCGAUGUGUUCGAAACAGUUUGAUGCUCGAUUGCGCGCAAGUACAGAAGUAACCAAGAUAAUGGUACAGUUUCAUUUAAUCAUCAUUUAGAAUUGCAUAGUUUUUUUAAUUCCAUCCAUACAAUUGAAAAAGAACUUCAAUGGCGUUACACGAGUGCAAUCUGAAGACCGUCCUUCCGUGAAACCUAAUCUUUAAAAAGAUAUAAUGUUACAAGUACGUUGCUCAAGUAAUACACGUGCUUCGAUAAAUUUAUGUGCAACGAACUGUACGAAAAAAUGAAAGAAAAAUGUUUAAAUAAUUAAAGUAAAGAAUAAGCGAAUAUUAAGCUUUUAAGUGAUCAGAAUCCGGUUGUCUUUUGUACAUCAAAUCUUUCGAAGUUAAUCAUUAUCUGCAUCAGCGACAAGAGAUGUUUGCGUACUAUGUGCCUUUAAUACCAUGAUAAUGAUCUGUCUAUGGUACAAACGUCAGUGUAAUUCAUGUUUCUUAUCGAAUGAAAAGCAAUCAUCAGCGUGUCAUGGAGGACGGUGGUCAAGUGCAUUCUAUCACUCUUCUCGAAGAAACCUUUUACGUUACGUCCAAGAAGAACACUUAUUACAAGGUGAGAUUGACCGAAAAGGGUCUCAGCUUAGAGAAAGACAAUAAUGGUGCGACUAAGGCUGAAACGAUCGUUCUAAACGACAUAAUAGGAUGCAGAUGUAUGCGUUCGAAACGUAAAAGCGCGGGAAGCUGUGUUUGUGGCCCAGGUACUUCGAGGUCGCAAUUCAAGCUGGUUGAAUCUGCUGAAGCUUUUCAGUGUUACGAUGAAUUCGACACCUCGGCCUAUUUGUAUAUUUAUGCAUACAAGCUGAAAAAAGCACGGAUGAAAGGGAUCAAGAGACGCGAAAGAACGACAAUCACUCUAAGGUUUCGAAGCUUUGACAAGUACGAAGAUAAUCUGCGGGAGGCUAGCAGGUGGCGAUUAGCUAUUAAAUGUCUCAUUGCUGGCGUGCCCGUGCCGAAAAGCUUUAUGAGCCCCAGUCACGAGAAUCUCGAGUCCUUGAUCAAUGCAUGCCCGGGGGAACAAAAGAAGAUACUGGUGUUGCUGAACCCGAAAUCUGGACCGGGAAGGGGUCGCGAGACGUUUCAGAAAAGAAUUCAUCCGAUUUUGUCGGAAGCCGAGAGACCGUACGAGGUGCACAUCACCAAAUGUCCCAAUUACGCCCGUGAAUUCGUGCGGACGAGGGACAUUUAUCAAUGGAGCGGUUUGCUGAUGGUCGGGGGCGACGGUAUCGUGUUCGAGGUGGUGAAUGGACUCUUUCAAAGGACAGACUGGGAAAGGGCUCUCAAAGAAUUGCCUCUCGGCGUGAUACCCUGCGGUUCCGGCAAUGGCUUAGCAAAAUCCAUCGCGUACGCUAAACAAGAACCAUACGACUACAAUCCGCUUCUAAUUAGCGCCCUAUCCGUGGUGAAGUUCAAGAAAGCGCGAAUGGAUCUGGUGCGUGUGGAGACCAGGAACCAAAUACUAUUUUCGUUUCUAUCGGUCGGCUGGGGUCUAUUGGCUGACAUUGACAUUGAAAGUGAACGUUUAAGAGCAAUCGGUGGUCAGAGAUUCACCGUUUGGACUAUCGCUCGGCUGAUAGGAUUAAGAACGUACAAAGGCAAAGUAUCUUAUUUGCCCUGCGAUAGAGUACCAUCUGUUGAGAAUUUAGGUAAUGGUAAGGCCUACGAAUACGCGAAGGAAUCGCAGAUAUCACACUCCAGGAGCUGCGAUGAUGAUUUAGACCGUUACAGCAAAAUUAGUGAAUCGAAGAGUUUUCAUGACGCUCUAGAUGGGAAUCCAACUAUUCUGAACGACUCAUUCGAUGGUUACGAUGAUAACGAGAUAAUAAGCGAAAGUCUUACUCUGGAGACAGAAACAGAGAGAAGACAGAGGUUGGAUAGCUUCUAUUCUGCGACCUCUGCGAGGUCAACUUACUUUAGUACAGGUUCAGUUUCUAGUUACCACAGCAUCGAUGAGCCCGAUAACGGGGAAGUUGAUGUAGAAAACAACAGCAACCAAGUUAUGUAUGGACCAUCGUCUAGGCUGCCUGCUCUAACUUCGGAAGUAUCGAGUUCAUGGACGCAGAUUCAGGGAGAGUUUGUGAUGGUUCACGCGGCAUAUCAAUCACACUUGGGCCAAGAUUAUUUCUUCGCACCCCGUGCCAAAUUGGCGGAUGGUAUUAUUUGGCUGGUAAUAGUAAAAGCCGGAAUCACUCGAGCCAAUUUACUCCAGUUCCUGUUGGGUUUAAGUAAUGGUACCCACUUAACACGAUCUGGUAUCGAAAUGAUUCCCGUGAGGGCGUUUCGAAUAGAACCAGAGGAAGGCGUACACGGUCACAUAACAGUGGAUGGAGAACUGGUAGACUACGGGCCUUUACAGGCUGAAAUAUUUCCGUCUUUAGCAACAGUGAUGUCACAAUGAUAUAAAUUAGUGUUUAGCUUCAUAAGGUCUUAGCUAUGGAAUCAAAUGGUACAAUCCUAGAACCUAAAGUUCAAUGAUAUAUGUAUAUGGUAGCAUGGUCCUGGUGACAAUACUGUAUUUAGAUACACAGAUUCUUAAUCGCGAUCGAUAUGAUUUCAUUGAGAAUCGUGAUAGAUGUACAUUCUAGACUGUAAGUAUAAAUUAGAAAUCAUUCCACGAAUGUAUUCGAGUACAUGUAAUUUCAUGAAAUCAGCUUAGGCUAUAGUUUGUACAAACUCAGUCGUUUAGAGUUUUACGAUCCGCACAGAGUGAUUCGACCGCAGAAUUUACAAUUUUAUUGGUCCAUUGUACGUAGAGAAAUUAAAGGAGAAGAAAGUCUGCAAAUUUUGCUUUAUAAGGUAUAGGAAUUUUGUAAAUAAAUAUCAGAAGUGAUUGCAUUGGUAGAUUUACAAUUGCAUUCCGUAUUUAUUUUUCUCAAUCUAAUUCCUUUUUUUUUUUCAAUUAAAAAUUAGAUAAUUAGAUUUGUGCUACCAUUUAAAAUGUUAUAUCUUAAAAAAGGAAAUAUCAGUUUUGAGGCACUUAAUGUGCCUGCUUCAAAUGCUAUAGCGUUGGUUAACUAAUGAUUGUUAAUUACACUCGUUAGUUUUAGCUGUAUCUUUUUGGAUGGUUUCUUAUAUGACGCACAAUAGUAUAACUGUAACAAUUCUACAUGCUUCUUAUUAAUUAAUAAGUAUUAUUGUUAAGUUUGAUAGCGUAAUUAUCAGAUUUUAUUCUACCCGAGGGUUAAAUGCAUUUUCUUCCAAAUUAUUUACCAAAAUCAAUAUGAUUAUAAUUUGCGUACCAUAUAAGCUGAGGAUUAAAUAUAUUUUCUUCCCAUUAUUUACCAAAACAACAUAGAAAUUAUUACGAAUCAGUGAUAUAGCACAUAUAUUUUAUUAAACCCUUUUCAAGUCUGAGUCAAUUAGCUGAAGAUAUAGUAAAAUAAUUUUCAUAUAAAAUUAUAGCUGUUGAUAGUGCUCAAAUUUUGUAUAUUUAAUUAGGUGCACUUAUAAUUAAAAAGGGUCGAUUGUUUCGGUACAAAUUACGAUGUAUUUUGUCCGUACAUAUCACGCUCAUCAAAAUGAUUUGAAAAUUAUUAAUGUUAUGUAUAAAUUUUACUGUUUAUAGUUAGCCCAUUGUAAAUCUGUGCCAAGGAAUGUAUAAAGAUGAAGAAGAUGAAUAAGAAAUAAGUAAGAUAUUCAGGAUUCUUGACUAGCAAGAAUUUUUCGUGUCAAAACUAUUAAACUGUGAGAUAUUUUUUUCAAAAGAUUCCGUAAAAUAUCCACAACGAUCUUAUAUCGUUUUUCUUCUGUUUAAAAGAACAAAUUACAAAUCAUGAUUAAAAAAGCGCUGACUCUUUGGAAGAUUGUUCGAAUAAACGUUACAUUGUCGCUCAAAGUAACAAAAUUAUUUGUCAUCGAUAAAAUUGAUAUGCAUGUAUAAUACUAAUUUUUGUUAUUUCGUUGUAUUUCAACGGAACGAUCGUUAAUGUUUUUGAGACUAAUGAUAAGUUAUUUAGUAUAGUAGUGAUUAUAGGUGAUGAAUAAAUUUCUUUAUAUAAAA